Rhincodon typus (whale shark) is the source of this 495-nucleotide messenger RNA. Its product is annotated as caveolin-1-like. Gene Ontology annotation, cellular component: caveola. The record is from RefSeq and is a predicted model, not a curated record. Gene Ontology annotation, molecular function: connexin binding; molecular adaptor activity; transmembrane transporter binding. Gene Ontology annotation, biological process: caveola assembly; regulation of membrane potential. NCBI's taxonomy places the organism in Eukaryota, Metazoa, Chordata, Chondrichthyes, Orectolobiformes, Rhincodontidae. The transcript is spliced from 2 exons. Bases 1 to 450 code for a protein of 149 amino acids.
AUGACUGAGGCUGAGGCUGAGUAUCCCCGCAAGUUCAAAAAUGGAAUCACUAAAGAAAUCGAUCUGGUCAACCGGGAUCCCAAACAAAUCAACGAGGAUGUGGUUAAGAUAGAUUUUGAAGAUGUGAUUGCAGAGCCUGAAGGAAGUCACAGCUUGGACACUGUGUGGAAAGUCAGCUUCACGACCUUCACUGUGUCGAAAUACUGGUGCUAUCGAGUACUCUCUGCUAUCUGCGGAAUCCCUCUGUCUAUCUGCUGGGGUCUCUAUUUCGCCUGCCUCUCCUUCUGUCACAUCUGGACCAUUGUACCCUGCAUCAAGAGUUUUCUGAUUGAAAUGCAGUGCUUCAGUAGGCUCUACUCUCUCUGCAUUCACACCUUCUGUGACCCCUUUUAUGAAGCGCUGGGCAAAUUAUUCAGCAACAUUCGUGUCACUUUACAAAAGGAAGUUUAAUUUCUCACCCUGUCUUCUAUCAACACAUGUACCCUGGCAGAAGGC